Molecule: messenger RNA, 4137 nt
Organism: Gaeumannomyces tritici R3-111a-1
Lineage: Eukaryota; Fungi; Ascomycota; Sordariomycetes; Magnaporthales; Magnaporthaceae
Exons: 2
Coding region: 220-3003 (927 amino acids)
Biological process (GO): regulation of DNA-templated transcription; chromatin remodeling
Cellular component (GO): nucleus
Molecular function (GO): ATP-dependent H2AZ histone chaperone activity
Source: RefSeq, a predicted model, not a curated record
CGGAUGCUAGACCGACGCUGACCGAGUGGUGCAGGUGUGAAAAAUUAGGUGGCACUCUGGAAUGCGAACAACCCAGACUAUUACUAUUCCAACGCGGUCGUCAAAAAAGAACCCCACCACACGCUACAUCCACCAUCGCCAAAGGCUCUCUACAUUAACGUUUCGAACCGCAAAUCGAGCGAGGUGCCGCCGCGCCGCCGGGUCUUGCUCGCGUCAGAUAUGGCCACCGACCGCGAUGAGCCGGCCCAGGCGCCGGUGGCCGCUGCUCUGUCCUCGGACAGCGACAGCAGCGACGGCGAGGGGGACUCGCCGGCCUCGGGAAACAACUCGCAGGUGGAAUGGCUGGUCACGGGGCGGUCAAGGCGGUCCACCGCCGGCAACCGCAUGAAAUCUAUGAUCGCCCAGGAGGCUGCCGCCGCGGGUCUACGCCGCGGAGCCGACGAGGACUCGGAUCUAGAGCUACUUUUCGCCGAAGCCGAUGACGACGAGGGAUUCACCGACGACGGCGAGCGCGACGACGCGUCCGACGCCCACAUGGACUCGAGUUCCGAGGGCGAAGACGAUGCCGCUGGCGGGGCCGACGACGAGCUCGAGGGUGAGAAGGAACUCGAGCGCGUUGCCCGCGAGAAGCGCGUGGCUGCCCGCAAGCGAAAAGCGCAGGAGGCCAUCCCGGCCAAGUUUCGCAAGCGCGUCCGCAUCGACAGCACGCCGUCAACGACACCCGCAAGAGGGUCCGAAACUCCGACGGGGCGGGCGCCCCGGCGGCAGAGACAGGAGCACCAGCCGCGGCCCAAGAAAAAGAGCGAGCGGACGAGCUGGCUCCCCACGGCGGCGGACAUGCCGACGCGCGCGUCGGAGCGGUCGACAACGCGCAUGAGCAAGGAGCAGCUACACCAGCAGAUGGUGGAGCGUGAGGUGCGGCGUAAAAAGCAGCUGGAAAUUCAGGAGAAGAAGGCCAAGCGGCUCGAGGCGCUCAAAAAGCCGCCCAUGACGCAGGCGGAUAGGCUGCGGGAGGCUGCCUUGGUCGAGAAGCGCAACUCCAAGAGCUUAAAUCGCUGGGAGGAGGCCGAGAAACAGCGAGAGGAGGAGCGCGAGCGAAAGUUGGCCGCACUCUACAGCCGGACCCUCGAGGGUCCCGUCUUCACCUUUUGGAGCGGUAUCAUGGAGCUGAGUGAGGGCCAGAUGAAGCACGUCGGGCGCAUGGUCGCCAUGGAGGAGAAGGCGCCAAGAAAGAAGCGGCAAUCGGCUGCUGCUGCUGCCGCCGCCACCGCUAUCCCGACUGGACCUGAGGCUUCCGCACCGGAUGGACCUGGGGAGCCUCUUGGGACUCAAGCGCAGAAGGAAACACUUGCCCCGGCUGAGAACCUGGAUCCAGGCGCUGGUCUUGCCGCUCCGGCCUUCCACGAGGCCGUGUUCCGUCCAAUUGGUCUGCCCGCAAGCCCGGCAGAUGACGCUCCUCAGACAGCUGAGCCAAAGCCGGUCUCCUCAGGCGUACUGGCGCCUCCUGUCAGCGUCGGUGUUCUCGCGCCGCCGCUGGGGGCUUCCCCGGGGCCAAUGCAGAUGCCAGGGUUUAAUACGGCGCCGUUGGGCAACGGGUCGUCCACUGUUCUCGCACUCCCCAACACUUCUCACGGGUCAUCUCUCAUAUCGAUACCUCCGAUCGACCCGCCACCCGAGACCCCUGUAUCCGUGCCGCCGACGGCGAUAGGGCCUGCCACCGACACGGUCGAGAAGGUUCCACCUGCGCCUGCGCCGCCUCUCCAUCAACCUGCCAAGACCGCAGCGCCGAAACGCGCAAAGCAGGGAUCGGCGGCAAAGGCCCCGGCCCCGGCCUCGCAACAGCCAGCACAGGAGGCAGGGCCGGAGCCGCCACUGGAGGGCAAAGUGACCCGUAACUGCAUCAUACUGCAGAGCUUCGACCAGAAGGCGAUUGAGGACAAGACGGUACAGACACAGAUACUGUUUGGUCGGAAGAUGAACAAGCUCGCAAAACCUGGUCACGCCCCCCACUGCGUCAUCACAGGCCAUGUAGCGCGGUAUAAGGACCCUAAGACGGGCCUGCCGUUCGCCAACAUGAACGCCUGCAAGCAAAUCCGGCGGUUGACCCAGGGCGAGUACAAAUGGAGUAGUCUCCUUGGCCUCUGGGUAGGCACCGGCGAGGUUGCGGCCAAGGGCGUGCCAAGCCGCUUCUUGCAUGGUGGGCCAAAGGAGGAAAGCCCUCCGCCGGAACCGACACCACCGGCUACUAUUUCUGGCGGCGGUGCUGUUGCUGCUGCUGCUGUUGCUGCUCCUCUUCAUCCGCCUACUAUUGGUACUGCUGCUGCUGGUGCUGCUUUGCCAUCAACUCCUAACGCGCCCGCGAAAACCCCGCCUGUCGCCGCUGGCCCUGCCACUGCAUCACGGCCAUUGGCGGCGCCAAUCCCGGCAACAAUGGCUGCACCACACACAGCAGCCAUGAGGCCAGUGGCGCAUCCGGGCCCGCCCCCUGCUGCCACCCAUCCCCCAUUUACGAGCUCAAGUCUUGCGGCACCUGUGGGCAGCAGCCUUGGGCCGGCACGACCAGGCAUCACAACGGCCCAAGCUGUCCUGACCCCUGCUGCCAACUCUGCAUCCCAGCCGCCCCCACCACCUCCACCUCGGCCACCGUCCCUAGCCCCCGUCAUGACUUACGGGGUCACGCAGACAUCCACCACUCCGCCAGCAACCAACAGCACGUUUACUCCUGUGCCCGCUGUAACUCCCACAGCGGCGCCUGCUCCCAUGGGCUUGGCCCCCGCCCUGGCUCCGCCUUCUUUGAAAUCUCCGGCGUCCCAUGACGCUCACGCGAGUCUUGCUCCGUCGUCGGCGACGAUACCAGCCCUGGGUCCACCAUCAGCAGCGGUGUCUGCUGCCACCCCGGCCCCGACGGCUCCGCCUGUCCCCACCACAGCACCCAUGAUGCUAGUCCCCAAAGAGGAGCCAGGCCAAGACGCGCAGGGAGCCGCCCAACCAACCUCGGACUGAGGGAUGCUAGGAAAAGGGGACAGAAUCUCCUUUUUUUUUGUACACGUACCUGCAUAGCACUAUUGAAACAAAAUGACACCACGCUGCAUGAAGCCAAUCAGGCAAAUUGCUCCUCCAAAGGGGUUUGUUUGUAUGCAAAGUCUCGGAAGUCUGGGUUGCAUGCCUCGAUAUUUUUUCUUUCAUUUUUCUUUUUCAUCAGAAAUGUUGAAUUUCCAUCAAGAUUGGCUUUCUUUGCUUUUCAUCAUUCUUUUCCCUCUGUCAGAACCCUAUUUCUUGCAUAAACCCGAGGGCCGAUCUCGGCAUCCGUCAAAGUUCCCCGGUGCACAUGCCGUUAUCCCACUCGUCUGUGCAAAAGCGAACAUCCGAUGGGCUUUUCGUCCGAUAUGUGUGUGCCCCCAGCAAGUCCCGUCGCCCCCCGUCGGAAGAGCGUCGGCCCUCCACCUUCUUCCACACCCCCUGUCCAGCCCGCUGGGACCUGACCCGUGGAAACCUUUUCUCUGGUCCAGGCAUCGAACCGGGCCCGCCGAUAAACCCACGAACCAUAGAGCGGGUCCCCUUCGGAAUGGCGUGUGCGCCCCGAUGACGUCGAUAUGGUUGUCCCCUGGAGAAUGCGACGCCAUCUUUGAAGGAAGAAAGAAAAAAAAAAAAAAGAAAGAAAAAAUCUUCCCGUCGCGUGGUUGACCGACGGAUUAAUGAUUGACAUGCGUUGUAUUUGCGGGUUGGACUGCCACCCGCGCCCCUCUCUUUCUCCUGCGGUUCGGAUGUCACAUGAAAGAUCCCAAUUCUGCUUUUGCAUCAUCAACCCGAUGUGACCUCUUGGCACUACGCCGCAUCGGAUAUGGGACAUUGUAGCGUUGCGUCCAAGUUGCUUUUCGGCUCACGGCCAUCUCUUUGCUUUUUUUCUUCUUCGCUGAGAUUGUCUUUCGCGCACCAUGUGGACCAUGUUGCCUCACCAAUACACACCGCUUUGGCAUGAGCGAAACCCAGCAAGUUCGGACGUGCUUCUGUUAUCGGACCAUUCGGUCCGCAAGAGAGAGCUUCUAUCACUGUUUUCAUAGUCACCAGAUUGACCACCGAAAGACAUCAACAGAGUAUUGUGCGAUGAAUGAGUAAAUAAAUAAAUAAUAAAAGCCA